Molecule: messenger RNA, 2145 nt
Organism: Anneissia japonica
Lineage: Eukaryota; Metazoa; Echinodermata; Crinoidea; Comatulida; Comatulidae
Product: WD repeat-containing protein 88-like
Exons: 9
Coding region: 117-1319 (400 amino acids)
Molecular function (GO): protein binding
Source: RefSeq, a predicted model, not a curated record
AUUUAAGUGAAGUUGUUUACAGUUGCCUGGUCACAAUUUUAUUAGCCUAGGGCCUAGGCUUUAGAUGAGUGUUUUUUAUGUUACAGGUUUACAAUUCUUUCCGAUAAUUCAAAGUUAUGACACAACUCGAAAUUGACCCGUUAGCUCUGGAAAUCACAAAUGAGUUGAAUGAAGAAAAGCGGUGCAAAACCGGAACAUGGGAGCAUGAAAAUUUAGCUCAGUUGCGUUACAAAGUCCUGCGUGGACAUCUGGAGGGUAUUAAUUCUGCCAAGUUUUGCAAAAAUGACUCUUGUCUCGUUACAGCAUCAGAUGAUAAAUCAUGUGCAUUGUGGAAUACUUCCACAGGUGACAAAUUGCAGAAAUAUGAAGGUGCAACUAUGCAAAUUAGCCAAUGCCACCUGUCUUCUGAUGACAGACUAUUAGCUGGUGCAUGCUGGGAUAAGAAUCUGUAUGUAUGGGAUUCGGAAACUGGCCAAAUAUUGUGGAAAGGCUUGCAUGCUGGCAUCGUAAUGUGUUGUGAUUUCUCACAUAGCAGCAACUUAAUAGCAUCUGCAUCCGAUUUAGAUUUUCAACUCCACAUUUGGGAUGUUCGAGAAAAGUCUUCUGUUAAAAAUGUUAAAGGUCAUCAUAAAAGUACUAUAACCAGCUGUAAGUUUUCACCGAAUGAUGACAGAGUAGCAACAACUUCCAUGGACAAGUCAACUAAAUUAUGGGAUAGAAUCAACGAGCAGACGACUGUAACAUUAGGGGACCACAGCAAUGUCAUUUCGUGCUGUUGCUUUACAAGCAAUGAAAGACGUCUCUGCACCGGGUCAUGGGACAAACAGCUUCAGGUGUGGGAUGUAUCAACAGGAAUAUUUCGCAGUAAGGGGCCAACCACAUUCAGCAAGGGGCACGAAGGUUCCAUUAGCUCAUGCUGCUUUAGCAAAGAUGGAACAAUACUAGUUUCUGGUGCUUAUGACCAGACUGUAGUUGUAUGGGAUGCUGAUAAUUGUGGGCCAAAGCUAACUUUAAAGGGUCAUACUGAUUGGGUAACUGAUGUAGAUUUUAGUCAAGACCAGAAUUGGAUCCUGUCGUGUUCUAAAGACAAGACAAUAAGACUUUGGAACAUUGCAAACAGUGAUAAAAUCCCUCUAGUGUUGGAAAACAAAAGAAAUAUGGGGUUGCAGAUAGUGAAGUGCCAGCAUUGUGGGAAGCCAUUCUCGAUAUCGCAGGUUGAAUCUAGUGGUCGAGUCGACAUGUGUGUGUUCUGCCGGAUGCAAGCAGGACGCAAAGAAAUCAUGAUAGAAAAUGAAUUGUGGUCAGCUCCUGACGACUGACAAUGAAACAAUAUGUCUUCAGUAGAGGAGGAGGCAGAGGGGCAGGGGGGUGGCACAAAGUUAUUAAGCUUCUAAAUACACUUAACAGAGGUAUAAUAAGUAAAUGACAAUGGCAACACAAAGUAAGAUAGAAUGCUUCAAAGAAUUGGUGGGUUGGUGUGAAUUGUUGUGUUUGUAGUUGCCAUUGUUAAUUGAAAUGGAAAAAAAAAAAAGAUUUCUUUUCCGACUCUUGUCAUGACCCCUUUUGUAUAAAUCCUUGUGUAUUUGAGAUCUAAGCUUGCAAUAUCCUUGUCAAUUACUUUGUUGUGAUUAGUUAAAAUAAAAUUAAUAAAAACAAUAUAUACAUAGCCAAUGUUAAAGUUUUAUUGUUCAUUUUAUAUAAUAUAAAUGUCUAAUAAUAAAAAAAUUUUUUUUUAUUGUAACAGCUAAGGAAGUAUUCAAUAUUUUGGAAGACAUGAUGUGAAUUCUGAAACAAAUGCUAGGAGGUUCCCGCCUUCCUACUCAAGACAAGUUUCCUCAAAGUCAAAUUAUUGGCAGAUUUUGAAUAAAAAAGUAUGCCGUUAAUGUGUGAAUAAAAUGAAACUAUUUAUUGCGAAAUAAGUGUUGUUAAAUAAGAGUAUACAGUAUUUUCGUUUGUGUAUCACCAAAUUUGUUCAAAAUAUUAAAUGUUAUCAAUGGCGUGAGUGCAUCUGUUUAUGAUAGGCCUAGCUGUCUUCAUUUUAUUCAUAAUAUUUUUUGUUCUUUCUAAUCUAAUAAAUCCAAUGAAUGGAUGCAAAAGACCCUUUAAGAUAUAUUUUCAUUAAAAAUUUUAUUCAAAACAUCACAA